UUUUACUGAAAGUUUGUUUGAAGUUUGUUUACAAUUUGGAAUAGGAGAAGGAACAGUAAUUCUUUAUACUAAACGAGUUAUUCAAGCAAUUGUGGCACAAAAAGAAACUUUUAUCAAGUGGUCUAUUUUGGAAGAGCGUAAAAAAGUUCAUAAAGGGUUUGAAGAUUUAGGAGGGUUAAAAAAUAUAAUUAGAGCAGUUGAUGGAACACAUAUUCUUAUGAAAAAUGCUCUAAACAAAGAUUCAGAAGUUUAUUUUACUUGA
This is a messenger RNA of Funneliformis geosporum, 262 nucleotides long. The record is from the annotation of a GenBank genome assembly. Lineage: Eukaryota; Fungi; Glomeromycota; Glomeromycetes; Glomerales; Glomeraceae.